AUGGAGGCCCCAGAUCCCUCGUUCGUUCGUGUCAUCACGACCUUGGGCCACGUUGAUCAUGGUAAAACAACCCUCAUGGACGCGUUGCUUGCUGCAAACAAUAUUAUAUCCCAUCGGAUGGCCGGCAAGCUCAGGUUUCUGGAUAGCAGGGAAGACGAACAGGAACGAGGUAUAACUAUGGAGAGCAGCGCCGUUACACUCAAGUUCCAGGUUGCUGAGAGGGGCAGCGAUGGGGAGAGAUUAAUGAAGACGUACUUUAUUAAUAUGGUUGACACCCCAGGUCAUGUGGACUUCUCUAGUGAAGUGUCUACUGCAUCGCGACUAUGUGAUGGUGCCCUUGUCUUGGUGGACGUCGUUGAAGGCGUUUGUACCCAGACUAUAGCUGUGCUGAGCCAGGCCUGGCAGGAUCGCCUGCGACCCAUCCUCGUCAUCAACAAAUUUGAUCGUCUGAUCACUGAACUGAAAUUGUCUCCAAUCGAAGCAUACAAUCAUCUUUCCCGCUUAGUUGAGCAGGUAAAUGCAAUUAUGGGGAGUUUCUUUGCGGCAGAGCGAAUGGAAGAUGAUUUACGGUGGCGGGAAGAACGAGAGAGGCGCCUUGCCGAAAGAAGGGAAGCAAUGGGUGAAGAAGCCGAUUCAUCGCUCGUUGAAGAAGAGUUCCAAGAGAAGGACGACGAGGAUAUCUAUUUCGCGCCCGAACGGGGCAAUGUCAUAUUUGCAUCAGCGAUCGAUGGCUGGGGUUUCCGCGUCAGCAAAUUCUCGCAGCUAUAUUCUACUAAACUUGGCUUCAAAGAGCACACCUUGCGGCGAGUGCUGUGGGGUGAUUUCUUCUUGGAUCCGAAAACGAAGAAAGUCAUAGGGUUCAAGCACCUCCGUGGUCGAUCGUUGAAGCCACUAUUCGUUCAAUUUGUCUUGGACAAUAUUUGGGCUAUUUAUGAGGCGGUCCUGCUGAACCCGAAUCCCGAUAAAGUCACCAAGAUAGUGGCUUCUUUGGAUUUGAAGAUACUUCCACGAGACCUGAAAACGAAAGACUCGCGUAAUCUCGUUGGCCUUAUAUUGUCUCAGUGGCUCUCUUUGUCAACAUGCAUCAUCCAAAGCGUUAUCGAUGUCGUACCGGCCCCGUCCGUUGCCCAGAACACCCGCGUGCCAAAAAUCCUUUAUCCACAACUUCAUCGCGACGAGAAAGUAGAAGCAAAGAACAAACUUGAAGAAGACUUGUUUUCGUGUAACUACUCCAGCGAUGCCUACGUCUCUGCGUACGUCAGUAAAAUGUUUGCCGUCCCCGCAAAGGACCUCCCCGAGAACAAGAAGAAGGUCAUGACCGCCGACGAAAUGCGAGCGAGGGCGAAGGCUGCGAGAGAAGCCAGACAAACUGAUGCUCCAAACCCGGAACCUCGAGGUGCUUCUUCAUCAGACCAGAACGAAGGAACCGACCCGCAGGAGAAGGAAGGGGAAGUAUUGCUAGGAUUUGCGCGACUAUACUGCGGAACCCUUCGGCCUGGUAUGACGGUUUAUGCCGUUCUCCCGAAGUAUGACGCUACACUAGGGCCCAAGCACCCUACCAAUCGAAAGUACAUAACAACAACAGUCGUCGAGUCCUUGUACACCAUGAUGGGGCGUGAGUUAAUAGCAGUGAACAGCAUACGCGCAGGCAAUACAUUCGCUAUACGAGGCCUUGAAGGGAAGGUGUGGAGAAGCGCCACUCUUUGCGCGCCAAGUGAACAUGGCGUUUCACCAGAGACCAGCGACUCUCCAGAAUAUGUCAUCAAUCUCGGGGCCGUCAACCGCACUGCACCUCCAAUCGUAAGAGUUGCGCUAGAGCCUGAGCGACCUGCCGAUAUGCAAAAGCUGUUGGACGGACUGAAGCUCCUCAGCCAAUCAGACCCCUGCGUAGAAACCUUUCAACAAUCCACGGGUGAACAUGUUAUCGUCACAGCUGGCGAAUUACACUUGGAGCGAUGCCUCAAGGAUCUGCGGGAGCGGUUUGCUCAAAUUGAUAUCCACGUGUCGAAACCAAUCGUUCCGUUCCGUGAGACAGCUGUCCGCGCUCCUGACAUGGCGCCUCAAAAGACUGCUGGUGCCCCCCGGGGCACUAUCAAUGGAGCCAUUUCGCACGACCUGGUCAAGUUCACUAUCCGCGCUACCCCAUUACCACCUCCCAUUCUUGAUUUCAUUCUCCAAAACCAAAUUACGAUCCGAAACCUUGUCAACGACGAAGGAUCUAAGCAACAUGGGGAAGAUGACAGCGAUGGGAAUAUUGAUCAAGAACUAGCUGGCCAUGUCCAUGGUGACGUUGAUCGCACACCCACUGUGUCGGCGGACAAGUUCUGGGAGACGCUGCACGAAGUAUGCCAGAGUGCCGGAGAGGAAUGGAAGGACCUUGAUGAGCGGAUAUGGGCGUUUGGACCUCGUCGGACUGGCGGGUGUGUGCUUACAGAUGGAAGAAAAGGUUCACGUCCUCAUUCAAUCAGGAAUCUGGCGGAAGACCGGAAGACCGCUUCGACGCAGGAUGAGUUGAGUAAACUGUUGGAGGAUCUGGAGAAUCACAUCGAAACAGGCUUCCAAUUGGCAACGCUCCAAGGGCCUCUGUGUGCAGAACCGGUAGAAGGAGUCAUGUUUUGUUUAGAAAAAUUAGAGAUCAGCACAGAGGACAUCAGUCAAGAAAUAGAACAAAAUCGGAUGGCUCAGGUUGCUGGAUCGCUGAUCUCGGCCGUUCGUGACGCAUGUCGAAACGGAUUAUUGGAUUGGUCGCCGAGGUUGAUGUUGGCCAUGUACUCGUGCGAUAUUCAAGCGUCAACUGAUGUGCUGGGCAAGGUUUACGCUGUGGUUGCCAAGCGACGGGGGAGAAUCGUUGCGGAGGAAAUGAAGGAAGGAACAUCAUUCUUCACAGUGUCUGCGUUGCUUCCUGUCGUAGAAAGCUUUGAUAUUCGGAAACGUACGUCUGGUGCUGCAAGUCCACAAUUAAUCUUCAGCGGAUAUGAGCUGCUUGAUCUCGACCCUUUCUGGGUGCCUACGACCGAGGAAGAGCUAGAGGACUUGGGAGAGAAAGCUGACAGGACAAACGUUGCUAAGGCUUACAUGGACGGAGUCAGGGAACGUAAAGGGAUGUUUGUUGACAAGAAAAUCGUGGAGUUCGCUGAGAAGCAGAGAACUUUGAAGAGAUGA
Molecule: messenger RNA, 3162 nt
Organism: Pleurotus ostreatus (oyster mushroom)
Lineage: Eukaryota; Fungi; Basidiomycota; Agaricomycetes; Agaricales; Pleurotaceae
Gene: RIA1
Product: Cytoplasmic GTPase/eEF2-like protein (ribosomal biogenesis)
Exons: 12
Coding region: 1-3162 (1053 amino acids)
Biological process (GO): cytosolic ribosome assembly
Cellular component (GO): cytosol; ribonucleoprotein complex
Molecular function (GO): ribosome binding; GTP binding; GTPase activity
Source: RefSeq, a predicted model, not a curated record